AUGGAGAGAACCAGCUUGGUAUUCCUUAUCCUACUGAGCUUUGUAAUUAGGAAAGGUUUUGGGUGCUACUGUGACCAUUACCCAUGGAGCUCCUGGUCCAGCUGUUCACAGACUUGUAAUCAUGGGACGCAAACCAGAUCAAGGGAAAGCAACUACGAUGCCUACUAUUAUAAGAAUUCUUGCGACAGAUUGUGCACUUGGAGAGAGACGCGGGCCUGCAACCAGCAAGUCUGCCCCAUCAACUGCCAGAUCAGUGACUGGGGCUCCUGGUCAGAGUGUGACCCAUGCGUUAAAAAGCAAUUUCGUGUCAGGUCUCUGGUACAGCCGUCUCAGUUUGGAGGUCAACCCUGUACUGAGCAGAUGACAGAUUUCCGGAGAUGCUUCCCCACAAGGUUAUGCAGGAUAGAGGAAGUCAAUUGUGGGAACAAGUUCCAGUGUGAAAAUGGUCGCUGUGUUGCCAGACAACUGAGAUGCAAUGGAGACAAUGACUGUGGAGACAAUUCAGAUGAAAGGCACUGUGGGAGGAUAAAGAACACCUGCCGCUCGACAGUCAAGACCAUACCCAGUGUGCAGCUCAUGGGCCUGGGAUACCACAUUCUGGCAGGAGAGAGCCGAGGAGAAGUCCUGGAUUUUUCUUUCUAUGGCGGGAGCUGCGUCCUUCUGAAGAGUGAAGACAAAAGGAGCACAUUUCGUGUGCCUGCAAACCUUGAGUCUGUCCACUUUCAGGUGAAGCAUCAAGAAGAUGACCUGAAAACAAAUUAUUAUACAGAUUUAACAUCCUUGGUAUGCUCUUCUAGCAAUAUGCAGUAUUUCAGGGGACACGGGAAAGAUAACUGGGGAAUCCCGUAUUUAUGGGGGUCAACGUCAAACACAAAAACUACGGCAUCGAGUUCCUUCCACGAAGCCAUCAAAGCAUCGCACAAAAUGAAUUCCAACUUCAUUAGGGUCCAUAAGGUGAUUGCUGUGUCGAACUUCACAGUGAAGCAGUCGGACUUGCACCUCUCCAGAGUUUUCCUACAGGCCCUCAACAGCCUGCCUCUGGAAUACAACUAUGCCCUUUACAGCCGGAUAUUUGAUGACUUUGGGACUCAUUACUACAAAUCUGGCUCAAUGGGAGGCAAAUACGACCUUCUUUACCAGUACAGUGAAGAGCAGACAAAAAAUUCAGGCUUAACCCAGCAACAAAUGGAAGGCUGUGUGCGAACAGAAACGACAAGAACCUAUAUUUUCUUCAUUAAGAAAACAGAUAUUCAUUACGAUUGCGUCAGAAGUAAAAUGACUGAGAGCUAUGAAGGUUCCAUGCUGAAGUCAUCUGAACGGUCUAUUUCCUUCGUCGAGGGUGGAAGGGCACAGUAUGCUGCAGCGCUAGGCUGGGAGAAAAAAGGGUCUUUCCCGGGACAAACUGUCUUUACCGACUGGAUGGAAUCAACCAAGGAAAACCCAGUGGUGGUUGACUUUGAGGUGACCCCCAUUUUGGAUUUGGUGAAGAACUUCCCAUGUGCUGUGACCAAACGCAGGAAUCUCAGGAAGGCUUUUUCAGAAUAUAUGGAGAAAUACGAUCCAUGCCGAUGUGCCCCAUGCCCCAACAAUGGUCACCCUGUUUUAUCUGGGACCGAAUGCCUGUGUAUCUGCAAAGCUGGAACUUACGGUGAUAACUGUGAGAUACGAGCCCCAGACUACCAGUCAGUUGCAGUAGAUGGCUUCUGGAGCUGCUGGUCUGCAUGGAGUUCAUGUGAUGCAUCUUUCAAGAGGAGGAGGACUCGGUUGUGCAACAACCCCCCGCCCACAAGUGGAGGGAAACCUUGUGAAGGUGAUGGAGAAGGAGAGGAAGACUGCUAUAUUUCACUGUUUGAAGACAAAGGGGCUCCUUGCAUAAAUGAUGAUGAAGUCGUAAGAGAAGUAGAUAUGUAUCAACCUGAACAAGACUUGGGAUGCCUGACUCCUGUACCUCCAGAAAAUGGAUUCAUCAGGAAUGAGAAAACACACUAUUCCAUUGGAGAAGAAGCAGAAGUCGUCUGCCUGAGUGGCUAUAACCUUGUUGGGUACCAGUUCCUCAGGUGCCUGCCGGACAAAACAUGGAAUCAACACACGGUCGAGUGCCAAUUGUCGACUUGCUCCAGACCACCCAUCUCCGAUGAUAUCAGAAUCACCCCAUUUAAAUUCCAGUACCGGAUCGGGGACAUCAUCCACCUGAGUUGCCCAGGUGGUCGUGUUGUUACUGGCCAAAAGAAGUACACUUGUGGGGCUGAUCUAUCAUGGACACCUCCUAUUUUGACAUCACUUACUUGCAAGGAAGAUGGGCAGAUGAAUUCAAGAGGGAAUUGUCCACUUGGACAAAAAGAGGUGGAGUCUCAGUGCAUUUGUAUAUCUGCUGAGGAGGACUGUGAUCUCUACUCUGAAGAGAUCUGUGUGCUGGAUGGGGCAUCUGAACAAGCCCUUACAAAACCGAGCUGCCAGUAUCUGGUUGAAAGGUGCAAUGGCUCCGAACAGUUCCAUUUCCUCCAUUCUGGACCCUGCCACGAUGACACGCCUUUGAACUGGGCCAUCGAGAGGGCAAGCUUUUCAGCAAACAGCACAAAGAAAGAACCUUGUGGAUAUGAUGUGUGUUAUGACUGGGAAACAUGUUCAGAGACGGAAUCACAGUGUACCUGCUUGCUUCCAAACCAGUGCCCAAAGGAUGAGGGCCACCUUUACUGCAUCCAGACCAGAAGAGGGCGUCCAAAGAGGACAUACACCCUCUGUGCAUUGGGGGCCAUGAAGUGCACCAAGAUGAGGGUGGAAUCCUUUCAUCCUGGGAAGUGCUUGCCUUAAAAUAGACAUCAAAACUCAUCUCCUUACGGACAGACAUAUUUCGGUAGCAUGGUAUAUUCAGAAUAAAUAUCAAUGGACGUUA
Podarcis muralis (Common wall lizard) is the source of this 2893-nucleotide messenger RNA. RefSeq names its product complement component C6-like. Gene Ontology annotation, cellular component: membrane attack complex. The record is from RefSeq and is a predicted model, not a curated record. NCBI's taxonomy places the organism in Eukaryota, Metazoa, Chordata, Lepidosauria, Squamata, Lacertidae. Gene Ontology annotation, molecular function: protein binding. Gene Ontology annotation, biological process: complement activation.